GACAGUAACAGGCGGGGACGAGCUACAAUUAGCUGGCGUGACAACAGCUGUUGGGGGUUAAAGGGGCCAGGGGGCGGAGCGUAUGUAUGGGAGGAAUCCGGAGCCCCUGCUAGCACCUGCUGCGUAUGCUUUGGAGAGACGGACACCGGGCUGUCAGGUCUGGGAUCCACAAGAGCCUCUCCUGAAGGAGAAAGUGACUGCGGCUUGAGAGGCUUCCUGUGGGAAGAGCUUUGUGUGUUGGCAGAGAAGGCUGGAGCACAAGGAUGAUGGAUCGGUAUAAGAUCCCACGCACCAAAGAGCUGGAGUUUGGAGGGCCCCUGGGAGCCAUGAUCCUCAUCUUUCUCAUGCCAGCUACUGUCUUCUAUCUUCUGCUGACGUGUCGCACUGAGCAAGCCAGCGUGCUGAACUUCCCACCCUCCCUGCCACCUCUGAGCACCCUGUGGAGCUCCCAUACCUUCCUGCUGCUCCUGGCUUGGGUGGGACUCCAGGCUGCCCUCUACAUGCUGCCUAUGGGGAAGGUCACAGAAGGGAUCAUCCUUCGAGACAAGAGCCGGCUCCAGUAUCGCAUUAAUGCUUUCCAUGCGAUGGGGGUCACGGCCCUGGUGGUGGGGGCUGGACUGGCAGCCGGGCUGCGCCUCAGCUACAUCUAUGAUCACUUCCUGCAGUUGGCUUUCUCGGCCUUGCUGCUGGCCUUCAGCCUCAGCUUCCUCCUCUACUUCAAGUCCCUCUUUGCCCCAGAGACAACACUGGCGCCAGGCGGGAACUCGGGGAAUCCUAUCUAUGACUUCUUCAUGGGCCAUGAGCUGAAUCCACGCAUUGGCUCCUUCGACCUGAAGUAUUUCUGCGAGCUGCGGCCAGGCCUCCUGGGCUGGGCACUGGUGAACAUGGCCAUGCUGGUGAAAGAGACUGAGCUGCGGGGCAGCCCCUCACUGGCCAUGCUCCUGGUCAAUGCCUUCCAGCUGCUGUAUGUGGUGGAUGCACUUUGGAAUGAGGAGGCCAUCCUCACUACCAUGGACAUUGUACACGAUGGAUUUGGCUUCAUGUUGACCUUUGGGGACCUGGCCUGGGUGCCCUUCAUCUACAGCCUGCAGGCCUACUUCCUGGUCAACCACCCACAGAAGCUGAACCUACCCAUGGCUGCCGGGAUCCUCUUGCUCAAUGGUCUGGGCUACUGCAUCUUCUGCAGCGCCAAUUCCCAGAAGAACACUUUCCGCAGGAACCCCAACGACCCCAGAGUAACUGGUCUCAAAACCAUCCCCACUGCCACGGGCCGGCAUCUCCUGGUGUCUGGGUGGUGGGGGUUUGUGCGCCACCCCAACUACCUGGGGGAUCUCAUCAUGGCUCUGGCCUGGUCUCUGCCCUGUGGCCUGACACACGUCCUGCCCUACUUCUACGUCUUCUACUUCACCGUGCUGCUGAUUCACCGGGAGGCCCGGGAUGAGCACCAGUGCCUGCGGAAGUAUGGGCUUGCUUGGCAGGAGUACUGCCAGCGAGUUCCCUACAGGAUCUUCCCUUACCUUUACUGAGAUGUGUCCCAGCACAUCUUGCCCCAUGCAGACCCAAGCACGACCACUUACAUCUGCACACCUUUGCUCCAAAGGCUGGUAGGACACCUCUGUCCUUACCACUGGGGCACAUUGUCAUCCUCUACUGCAUCUAUGCUGUGACACUGUCCACGCUGAGUCAGUGCCAAACACCCACUCAACCAGUCCCCAAAGGGGAUUAAAUCCAUCUUCCUGGAAGUGAGAGAACAAUCCUGCCAGUGUAUUCCAUGGAGCUAUGCACUGUCUAGUUUUAAAUGGUUCAUACAAUGCAGCUCCCAACUGGUCCCUGAGGGAGAGAAGAUCAUCUCGUAAUGGAGCUUUCUUCUUCGUUAUGGAGUAAAUCCAGACCCCAGAGCAAGUGGGGAGACUCUUCCUCCUUCUGAACAUCCACAGUUGAAGUUGCUUUGACCAGCUGUGUCCUAAACACCAUCAGCCCUAUCUGCACACUAAUGCUCGCUUACCAUCACUACUGCCCAAAGGCAGCUUGGGGCUACGCCAAGCUUUGCCACUGAACACUAAAGAGGAACUGCAACCAAAUCAAGGCAAAUGGCAGUACCUAGAUGACAAGAUGCUGCCCCCAUGGCAAUUUCCCCCAUGGAACUAUAGACUUGUUUGUGGAGCUGCCUGAAUUCACAGGAAGUGGAUGGCUCAUGGAAGCUGAACUUAUGUCUUAGAGAAGCUGCCACUCCACCCACCUUGUGCCUACACUGAAAUAGAAAGCCAUUGUGCCACAGAGUGGGUGCAGAAAUUGAACAGACUCAAAGUGCUUUGCAAACUGCUACGUGUGAUUAGCAGGUGAUGGUACUCGCUCCAUCCUGGAGUCUAGAAGACCCACACACAACAAAGUUGGGUAAACACAUGGGAAGUUGUCCACACUCAUGGCCUUACACCAGAGGUGGGCAAACUUUCAAGGUACAGGAGGGGGCUCUGGGUUGGGGCAGGGAGUUGGGGGUGUGGGGGUUGAGGACUCCAGAUGGAGGUGCGGGCUCUGGGGUGGGGCUGGGGAUGAGGGGUUUGGUAUGUAGGAGAGGGUUCCAGGCUGGGACCAAGGGAUUUGGAGGGUGGGAGGGGACUCCAGGCUGGGGCAGGGGAUUGAGACACUUGGGGGGGAGGGAGGAAGGGCUCCGACUGGUGGUGCAGGUUCUGGGAUGGGGCUGGGGAUAAGGAGUUUGGGGUGCAGAAUGUUGGGAAUCCUUAAAGGGAUGAUGAUAAGACAGAAAAUAUCAUAUUGCCUGUAUAUAAAUCCAUGGUACAUCCACAUCCUGAAUACUGCAAAUGUGGUUGCCCCAUCUCAAAAAAGAUGUAUAGGAACUGGAAAAGGUUCAGAAAAGGGCAACAAAAAUGAUUAGGGGUAUGGAAUGGCUGCCAUGUGAGGGGAGAUCAAUAAAACUGGGAUUUUUCAGCUUGGAAAAGAUUACUAAGGGUGGGGGGGAUAUGAUAGAGGUCUAAAAAAUCAUGACUGGUAUGGAGAAAGUGAAUAAGGAAGUGUUGUUUAUUCCUUCUCAUAACACAAGAACUAGGGGUCACCAAAUGAAAUUCAGAGGCAGCAGGCUUAAAACAAAGUGUCUUUUUUUUUUUUUCCCCACACACAACACACAGUCAACCUGUGGAACUCCUUGCCAGAAGAUAUUGUGAAAGCUAAGGCUAUAACAAGGUUCAAAAAAGAACUAGAUAAGUUCCUGGAGGAUAGGUCCCUCAAUGGCCUUGAGCCAGUAUGGGCAGAGAUGGUGUCCCAAGACUGUUUGCCAGAAGCUGGGAAUGGGUGACGGGGGAUGGAUCAUUUGAUGAUUACCAGUUCUGUUCAUGGCAUCUGGCAUUGGCCACUGUUGGAAGAUAGGAUACUGGGCUAGAUGGACCUCUGGUCUGACCCAGUAUGGCCAUUCUUAUGUACAAUAAAACCCACAAUGUUUUUUAUAAUGGCACUAGAUGUUUGAGCUGCAUUCCUCUGUGCUUCACUCAAGCUUAAAGCAUCGUCUUCCACGAGGGACCACAAUGGAGCUUACUGCAUGAUUGGUAAGGCUUUAAUGAAAGUCUAACAAUAUUACAACCACUUACAGUUAGCUGCAAGCUCAUUGCAGGCUUCACCCUGGACAUCUGAGAAUGGAGCAUGCCUGAAUUCUCCUCUGCUGCUUGUAAGGAGGUGACAGCAGAAAGGUCAGCCCAACAGAUGCAUGGGUCAUGAUGAGAUGGAGGGUGUCUUCACUGCAACAGUUAGCUCAAAUGAGUACACUGGAGUUACUUGAGCUCAGCUAGAGCGAGAGUAUGUCUACACUGCAAUUGAAUGUGAGUGCAGCCUAGACUGGUAUAGCCACACUACCUUUUAAUCUAGCUAACGUGGCUAAAAAUAGUACUGUGGAUGUGUGGGCUUGUGCAGCAUGUGCUGCUGCAUCUUCACUAUUCUUAGCCAUGCUAGCUCGAGUAAAGCUAAUGCAGGCAUGCCCACCCAAGCUGCAAUCAUGCCUCGGAAAGCAGCGUAGACGUACACUGAGAGCAACUGCACUGUGACACAAUACUGGAGCUGUACAGGGUGAUUGGAUUAGCAGUUGAUGUGCUGCUCUAACUCAAGAUGCUGCAUUACUAGCUUGAGUGGCAGCAGCACUCCUGCUUCAACUUCCAACCCCUUACAGGCCAGCUAGCUUAAUUUUAAAGCACCACUUAACACAUGUUAGGAGAUUUGUGUGUGGACAGGAGGCAGGUUAGGAGCAAAACUUGACUUAAACCUUGAGCUAACAUCAGAAAGAAGACAAGCCCCAAAGCGAGAGAAUCACAGCUGGGAGUCUGUUUUGGCUUGAAGGGGAAUAAAAGUUUGGUUUGCUGUGUCUGUAAGGGCCUGAUUAAUUUUAAGGCCUGGGGAAAUUCCCCUUUUGGGGAAUGCUGGAGUGUGGUUUUGGACAAUGCACUGCCGUGACAAUGAUUUUAUUAAAUGCAGUCUCCAUCUGG
Messenger RNA from Dermochelys coriacea (leatherback sea turtle), 4484 nucleotides. It is a transcript of the gene TM7SF2, whose product is annotated as transmembrane 7 superfamily member 2. Gene Ontology annotation, cellular component: endoplasmic reticulum membrane; nuclear inner membrane. The record is from RefSeq and is a predicted model, not a curated record. Lineage: Eukaryota; Metazoa; Chordata; Testudines; Dermochelyidae. Gene Ontology annotation, molecular function: oxidoreductase activity, acting on the CH-CH group of donors, NAD or NADP as acceptor. Bases 264 to 1526 code for a protein of 420 amino acids. The transcript is spliced from 11 exons. Gene Ontology annotation, biological process: sterol biosynthetic process.